This is a messenger RNA of Exophiala oligosperma, 652 nucleotides long. RefSeq lists its product as uncharacterized. NCBI's taxonomy places the organism in Eukaryota, Fungi, Ascomycota, Eurotiomycetes, Chaetothyriales, Herpotrichiellaceae. The transcript has a single exon. The record is from RefSeq and is a predicted model, not a curated record. Bases 1 to 504 code for a protein of 167 amino acids.
AUGGGGUAUUGUGCUGAAGGCAUUUCUGAACGGCCUUGCCGCAAGUGGUGUUGCUUUCCCCGGAGCAGGACCGGCCUACACGCCAACGUACGACCUUCACCGUACUCAUCCAACACGUACCGACACAUCCAUGACAACCUCGUCAUCGUCCGGAAGCAGCACGGGUCGAAGGUCGAGAAGGUUUCUCCCGCGGCGGACGACCGAUGUUUCGACGAUGACAACGACCUCCGCAUCCACAUCGACCUCGACAAUCUCGACGAGAAAAUCACGAAAGUUCCGACUGCGACGCACCAGCACUUCGUCAACAGCGUCAUCAAUUCCACCAGUUCCAUCAAUAACAUCCAAAGAGAUCAGUCCGUUCUAGAGAAGAGGUCAAGAGGGUGUCGGAAAUCAACCUCGUCAAGAUUACAGUGGACGAGGACCAAGGUCAAUCCUCUUCGAUGGGUUUCGUGGGUACGGUGGCCUAGUUUGAUAACCAAUUUGGAGCAGCUUCCCAUGAUCUAGAGAGGUUUUGUCAAUCAACCAAGCGAAGAUGGGAGGAUUCAACACUGCUGCUAUGUAGACCAAUGCCGUUUCUGGGCAUCUGUACGGCGCGAUUGACAACUCUGGUGGUGGACACAUUUGCAAUUGAUCAGUCUGGGAUGGAUUCUAA